Penicillium verhagenii is the source of this 1119-nucleotide messenger RNA. Its product is annotated as RING finger domain protein. The record is from RefSeq and is a predicted model, not a curated record. Gene Ontology annotation, molecular function: ubiquitin protein ligase activity. The transcript is spliced from 2 exons. Bases 1 to 1119 code for a protein of 372 amino acids. Gene Ontology annotation, biological process: protein monoubiquitination; protein polyubiquitination. Lineage: Eukaryota; Fungi; Ascomycota; Eurotiomycetes; Eurotiales; Aspergillaceae.
AUGGCAGACGAUGGGGGCUUGCAACAGGAGAUCCUCCAGAAAACGCUUCGAGAGGUGGGGGAAGAAGACAGAGAGGUUGACCCCUGUGUGAUCUGCCUAGAAUUCAUCACCGAACCCAGCAUCGCAAAGCCGUGCAACCAUACGAACUUUGACUUCUUAUGCCUUGUCAGCUGGCUGGAGCAACAGCCGAACUGUCCUUUAUGUAAGACUCAACUCACCGAGGUUCAGUAUGACCUUGAAGCCCCACAGGGUCCCAAAACAUACAAUGUGCCUCUUCAUGAUCGAACCGGACAACCAUCCGAAGACACUGGCGCGAGCCGCAGUGGUAUAACCGGAACCCGAAGACCAAGACCUCGACACCCAAGACCCCCUCAGUACCAGCAAACAUCCCCCGAAGACCGACUCGCCUCUCGGCGCAACGUGUAUCGCAACCAGACAUACUCUCUCCGGGUUGGAUCAAAUCGGUUAUCUCAGUAUAGCGAGGUGACACCAGAACACUUCGACCGAGACGAGGCGUUAGUGUCGCGCGCGCGGAAAUGGAUCCGGAGAGAGCUCCAGGUGUUUAGUUUCUUGAACCCGGAAGCAGAGAUGGAUGAAGAACGUGGACCGGGCCGAGUACCUCGCCCUGGGACCCAGAGAUUGGAGGAUCGAAGGGCUAACAAUGCCGAGUUCCUGCUCGAGUACGUUGUUGCGAUUCUGCGGACUGUCGAUAUCAAGGGCAGCGCUGGUCAAGCUGAAGAGCUGCUACGGGACUUCAUUGGGCGAGACCAAGCUCGUUUGUUCCUGCAUGAACUACUAGCAUGGCUGAGGAGUCCCUAUGUAACCUUGGAGGACUGGGAUCGCCAUGUGCAGUAUCCGAGACUGGCGCAGAGGUCUACCAAUCUGGAUGAGCGAGAAUCCAAUCGUCGGGAUCGGCCAACUCGUCCAGUUCCCUCAGCUCGUGGUAGAGGCAGAAGUGCUUCCCCGACUCGGGAUACUGACAGAAGUUUGUUUGAUCGGAUCACAAGACCUAAUACUCAAUUGGGCGCUAUACCCAGAGUGACACGGCCCCGGUCUCAGCCUUACAAUCGCCGUUCUAGACCACCGCGACACCUACUCGAUCGAUAUAUCCCAGAUUAG